AUGGUUAGCCGAGUUGAACACCCUGCUGGUGGUUACAAGAAAAUCUUUGAGACGUGUGAGGAACUGGCAGAGCCCAUUCCUGCUCAGGUCACAGGCAGAAUUCCUCCAUGGCUGAAGGGAAGUCUGCUUCGUCUGGGACCUGGCCUGUUUGAGGUGGGAGAUGAGCCCUUCUACCACCUCUUUGAUGGCCAGGCCCUCAUGCACAAAUUUGACUUCAAAAAUGGCCAGGUCACCUACUACCGAAAAUUUGUGAAAACCGAUGCGUACGUCCGGGCCAUGACAGAGAAGAGAGUUGUGAUCACCGAGUUUGGCACUGCUGCCUACCCAGAUCCCUGCAAAAACAUCUUCUCUAGGUUUUUCAGUUAUUUCCAGGGCAUCGAGGUAACAGACAACUGCCUCGUAAACGUGUAUCCUAUUGGCGAGGAUUUCUACGCCUGUACGGAAACCAACUACAUCACAAAAGUCAACCCAGAGACCCUGGAGACUCUGAAAAAGGUGGACCUGUGCAAUUACCUCACCAUCAAUGGGGUGACAGCUCACCCUCACAUCGAAAACGACGGCACAGUGUACAACAUCGGAAACUGUUUCGGAAAGAACAUGACUCUGGCCUACAACAUUGUCAAAAUCCCACCCACACAGAAAGACAAAUCGGAUCCCAUUGAGAAGUCCAAAGUGGUGGUGCAGAUUCCCAGCAGUGAGAGAUUCAAGCCCUCCUAUGUCCACAGCUUUGGCAUCACAGAAAACUACUUCGUCUUUGUCGAGACUCCAGUGAAGAUCAAUCUGCUGAAAUUCCUGACUGCCUGGAGCAUCCGCGGCAGCAACUACAUGGACUGUUUUGAGUCCAACGAAACCAUGGGUACAUGGUUUCAUCUGGCCAGCAGAAACCCAGCAGAAUAUCAAGACCACAAAUUCAGGACCUCAGCCAUAAACCUCUUUCAUCACAUCAACUGCUAUGAGGACCAGGGCUUCAUUGUUGUUGACCUGUGCGCCUGGAAAGGAUUCGAGUUUGUGUACAACUACCUGUACCUGGCAAACCUGCGAGAAAACUGGGAGGAGGUGAAGAAAGCAGCCAUGAUGGCUCCUCAGCCGGAGGUGCGCAGAUACGUCAUCCCCAUGGACGUGCACCGGGUGGAGCAAGGGAAGAAUCUGAUCUCCCUGCCCUACACCACAGCCACUGCUGUCAUGCGCACUGAUGAAACCAUCUGGCUGGAGCCUGAGGUGCUGUUCUCUGGGCCUCGUCAAGCCUUUGAGUUUCCCCAGAUCAACUACAGCAAAUUCUGUGGAAAGAACUAUACCUAUGCCUAUGGCCUUGGUCUCAACCACUUCAUCCCAGACAGGAUUUGCAAGCUGAACGUAAAAACCAAGGAAACCUGGGUGUGGCAGGAGCCUGACUCCUACCCCUCUGAGCCCCUGUUUGUUCAGACUCCUGGUGGCACGGAUGAGGAUGAUGGGGUCCUGCUGACCAUCGUGGUGAACCCUGGGGCAGCUCAGAGGCCAGGGUAUCUCCUUAUUCUCAAUGCCAGGGACCUGACAGAGAUCGCCCGGGCGGAGGUGGAGGCCAUUAUCCCUGUGACCUUCCAUGGAAUGUAUAAGCCUUAGAACAGUCUUGCCAGCACAGCUCGGUCAUUUCACUGCUUCAGAGGCCAUGCCAUGCAGAUGUUUAGCCUACCAAGACAGCAGAGGACACUUGUGAAAUUCCAAGCCACAAGAACUCAAGAUUUUAUGUCAUAAACUUCUUUCAUUGUUUUGCAGAGAAGAAUCCUCUUCAGCCUGUCAGCAUAUUUCAUUACCAUAAUAUGCUUUGUGUUGCAUAAGUGAUAUCAGAUAAGAAGUAUUACAGUAAUACAAAUGUCCUCAGCAGCAGGGAGUCAAUUGUAAUAAUCUGAAUUUACUGGAUGUAACGAAACUGAUUAUGCUACUUGCUAGGUAACAUCAUCACCGUUUCUGGUAAUAGACCAUUUCCACUGAACUCUUGCAUUGCAAAUCAUUUAUGACAAUUAAUACAUACUUGAGAUAAUGUUGUCAUUUCAAUCAGCAAGAAUGCAAAACAAGUACAAAUAUUACCAGUGAUGAUGCUGCCACAUAGGUCCUCACAAGUUUCAUCAUUUUCUUAAACUAUUUACCAGUGAGUCUAAAUUGUUCCAAAGUAGUUCCCUGGCACAUGCCAGAUAAACAGGAUACUUUAGAAUAAAACGCUAUGUUCUCAGUAGACUCCCGAUGCUACCUUCUCUUUCACAGCUUUGUUGGUGUAAAUUUUCAGAGAAAGGUGGCACAAGCUGAUAAGUGAAGCCCUUGUAAGAUGUCUGCUAUGGACAAAGAUCCUCAGAGA
Megalops cyprinoides (Indo-Pacific tarpon) is the source of this 2329-nucleotide messenger RNA. Its product is annotated as retinal Mueller cells isomerohydrolase. The record is from RefSeq and is a predicted model, not a curated record. NCBI's taxonomy places the organism in Eukaryota, Metazoa, Chordata, Actinopteri, Elopiformes, Megalopidae. The coding region runs from base 1 to 1599 and encodes 532 amino acids. Gene Ontology annotation, molecular function: retinol isomerase activity; all-trans-retinyl-ester hydrolase, 11-cis retinol forming activity; beta-carotene 15,15'-dioxygenase activity. Gene Ontology annotation, biological process: retinal metabolic process; zeaxanthin biosynthetic process. The transcript has 14 exons.